AUGCACAACAUACAUUUUCUCUUAAUCAUAAAGGUAUCAUAUCUUUUUAUUUGUUAGGAGAUUGUUUAUAUUGAAACAAUAUCAGUUUAUAUAUAAGAAGUUUAUAGCAAUAAAAGAAGCUCUAAUUUAUUUUUUGAAAUCAUUAAAGAUUGA
This is a messenger RNA of Paramecium pentaurelia, 153 nucleotides long. NCBI's taxonomy places the organism in Eukaryota, Ciliophora, Oligohymenophorea, Peniculida, Parameciidae. The record is from the annotation of a GenBank genome assembly.